AACAAACAUCAAGAUUCAGAACAUGAUUGUAUGACAGACCAUAAAUGCCAUUCACCUUGCGACUUUGUGGAGGAUCAUGCUGAAGACAAUGAAUUACCACUAUGCCAUCAUCCCGCUGGACAUGCAGGAAAACACGUUUGUAUAUUAAAUCACACUUGCACUCAUGAAUGCAAGUACAGUGCAAAGAAGGGUUGCCUUAAAAGAUGUGCAGGAGAAGAUAGCCAUGAAGGCGAUCAUUUAUGUCAGGCAAAACAACAUUUCUGCGGUAAAAAAUGUUCUUUAUCAGCUUCAAAGUUAUAUAAAUGUACGGGACUUUGUGUGACUCCUUGUGAAGAAGAUCAUGAACGACAUAAAUGCGAAUCUCGAGGUUGUCCCAUUGUCUGUUGUAUGGACGGGUGCAAAAGACUGUGUCAGAGUCUUGAUCACCUCCAUGCUCUUGAAGCAGGCUCGCGGGAAGAUCAUAUGUGUGGCCACGAACAUCCAUGUAAUAAUAAAUGUGAGAAGUUAGGAAUCUGUAAGGUGGACACUACAAGGGAAACGAAAACAUACAAAAAUAGUUUUGGAGAGUUUCCUUACGAAGAGCGCUCACAAGAAGAAAGGAGGCUCGAUUGUGAUCUUAUGAUUCCGCCAAACAGACUAAGUCACGAUGGUUUUCACGAAUGUAAGGAUGACCAUAGGUGUACGAAACGAUGUCCUUACUGCGAAUUUUAUUGUAAUAACAAAUAUGGACACCAUGGACCACAUGAGACUGCUCACGGUAGCAUGAAGCCAAUGGUUUGGGUUGGAAUUACUAAAAAUAUCAGUUAUAAGAAACAUACGUUUAAAAGUGGGGAUUCAGGGAACCCUGUAUAUUGCGACAUGCUGUGCAAAGAUGCCGAUCGUCAUCUUCAUGUCGAUUAUUGUCCCGACGAAGUGACAUGUAAAGCUUCGGAAUUAGCGAAGCGGAAGGAUCAAAUUGAGCACAUUAAAGAUAAAAUUGAACCAUACCCAGAAAUGGCCAAAGACUAUAUUUCACAUCGUCUAUAUUGGAGUCGAUCAGGUUUCCGAGAUCCCUAUGAGUCAGUCGACGAACAGAAACUCUUUGCAAGUUGUGUACAUCUUUGUGGCAGCGAUGUGCAUGCUAACAAGGAGAAAUACUACUGCACAUUGCCAUUAUUUCAUGAUCCUGUUGACCCUAACACACAGGUGGCGAAUGGUCAUAUCUCGAAGGACGGUCAUCAAUUUGAGUGUUCGCAUUAUGGUUCAUAUCAUAUCGUCUUCGUUAUCGAUAAAUCUGGGUCGAUGUCUUCCACCGAUAUAACGCCUGACGAUAAAACCGGAUCUCACAAAAUUAUUCAAAACCAUAAUAAUCGGCUUGGUGCGGUCUAUGAAUGCGUGAAGCAAUUUGUCGGGACACGAUGUGGAAUAAACGGGACAAAUCAGAUUGAUGACGAUAUAAUGUCAUUUGUACUGUUUGACAAUGAACCGAAUAUAGUCAUGCAGAACCGAAAAUUUGACUACAACGAUAGUUUAAUUGAUGAACUAUGUAACCAUAGGGCCAACGGUGGUACUGAUUAUGUUAAAGCUAUUAAUACGGCUGGAAGCCUUAUUCAGAGAUACAAGAAACAGGCCAGAGUGAAUUUGAUUAUAUUCUUGUCCGAUGGUCUUUGUAACGUACCAAAAGCGGAACUCGAACAGAUUU
Messenger RNA from Paraglomus occultum, 1681 nucleotides. The record is from the annotation of a GenBank genome assembly. Lineage: Eukaryota; Fungi; Glomeromycota; Glomeromycetes; Paraglomerales; Paraglomeraceae.